Grus americana (Whooping crane) is the source of this 936-nucleotide messenger RNA. RefSeq lists its product as uncharacterized. The transcript has 3 exons. Lineage: Eukaryota; Metazoa; Chordata; Aves; Gruiformes; Gruidae. The record is from RefSeq and is a predicted model, not a curated record. Bases 226 to 936 code for a protein of 236 amino acids.
ACAAAUACAACUCACUCUCAUCCAAAUCUGAUUUUACCAUCAUACCUUUUAAAUGGGGAAAAAAAAAAAAGGCAAAACGGUGAUCUGCUUGUACAGCCUUUAACAGGAGGAGACUUUGGCCCAAGGUGCAAACUGGUGGGCACGACAGCAAGAUGAAGCCAAAAUGCAGCAAAAUAAGCAGGUGUAGGUACCCCCUUCCGUGUCACCUCUAAAUUAAUUUUGCGUAUGAAGACAGAGGGGAUCACUGGGUCAGAGGAAGCAGUCCGGAUGCGUAGGUCAGUAUGUGAUGCGUUCAUGAGCAUGUGUCUGUGCAUCUAUGACCUAUAUUUGGAUAUAGAGUCUAUAAAAAGCCUUGGUACAAACAGCCUCCAGCAGGAGUCAGAUCCCCCGUCCCUGGUGUCGCUGCCUGCUUCGGGAGAGAGGAUUGAGCCCACUCCGGCUUUUAUUCUUCUCUUCGUGUUCUCCAGGAAGAUGGCUAAAGCCGGCAUAUCUCUGCGCUCCCUGAACGAGACAUUAAACAGAGUAGAAACCAAGCUGCAAACCUUGGAGGCUCAGUUCACAGACCUGGACUCGAGCUUGCAGAAGCUGGCGCAGAAGUUUGAGCUGCAGGCUGAGAUGCUGGAGAAGGAGAUGAGCCAGAACACCCCGUGGACACAGGCGCCGGAAGAGGUGAGCACAGGGAGGGAUGGGUCCGUCGUCAUCCUUCACGCGCAGGUGAUGCUGCUGUCACCCAUACUGACGCUCGGCUCGGAGGAGGAGCGAGAGCCCGGGCGGCGGGAGAGGCCCGUCAGCGAGCGGCGGGGCGGGGCGGCCGGCGGGCAGCGCCAAGGCGGCGGCCAUUGCGGGAGGCCGCGGCCCUGCCUGCCGCCGGGCCUGAGGACCGCCGCGCCCCCGCCGCGGAGCUGCAGCUCGGUGGGUGCUGACUCCGUGCUUUGA